AUGACUAGCUCUGAAUCUCAGCUUCACAAUGUCUUUGUCUACGGUAGCUUUCAAGAACCUGACGUUGCCAAGAUCAUGCUUGAUCGUACUCCAGAGAUCAUCGCUGCAACACUCCCUGGCUUUAAGAGGUUUAGGCUCAAAGGACGUUUGUAUCCAUGUAUAGUGCCAUCUGAGACUGGAGAAGUCCAUGGAAAGAUUCUGAUGGGAUUAACAGAUGAAGAACUUGAGAAUUUAGAUACUGUUGAAGGUAAUGACUAUGAAAGAGUGACAGUUGGGGUUGUAAGAGAGGACAAUUCAGAGAAGAUGGCAGUGAAAACAUAUAUAUGGAUCAAUAAGGAUGAUCCUGAUAUGUUUGGAGAGUGGGAUUUCGAGGAAUGGAAGCGACUACACAAGGAGAAAUUCAAAGAGACUUUCAAGGAUAUCAUGGAAUGGAAAAGGAAUCCUCAAGGAAAGGGAAGUUAUGAUAGGCCUGUCCUACGCGAAGAUGACGGUAAUACUCCAUCGUCUUAA
Molecule: messenger RNA, 510 nt
Organism: Arabis nemorensis
Lineage: Eukaryota; Viridiplantae; Streptophyta; Magnoliopsida; Brassicales; Brassicaceae
Source: the annotation of a GenBank genome assembly